Messenger RNA from Hypomesus transpacificus, 1983 nucleotides. Its product is annotated as E3 ubiquitin-protein ligase TRIM35-like. The record is from RefSeq and is a predicted model, not a curated record. The transcript has 5 exons. NCBI's taxonomy places the organism in Eukaryota, Metazoa, Chordata, Actinopteri, Osmeriformes, Osmeridae. Bases 196 to 1683 code for a protein of 495 amino acids. Gene Ontology annotation, molecular function: protein binding; zinc ion binding.
AGGAACAUAGGAAGGGGAUGAACUAGUGAACUGAAAUUGAAAGUCGAUUUCCAACAACGAAGCAAGACGCCAUUACAGGGUGUGAACUUUUAAAAAGGUAAAGAGGAAACUCAAUUGUUCUGGUCAGAAUUACAAGAUAAGUAUACUCUGCAGUAGGCUAUAUUUCAAUAUUAGAAGCAGCAUUUUUCAGAAACCAUGGCUGAGAAAUUUGAGAGUUACUUGAACUGUCUCGUCUGCUCAGAGAUUUUCAGAGAUCCUGUGUCUCUGGGCUGCCACCACAGCUUCUGCUCCAGCUGUCUGACUAAGUUCUGGGAUCAGGCUAAAAACAAGAACUGUCCAGUCUGUAAGAGAAAGUUUUCUAAAGAGUUUCCAGAUAUUAACUUUUCAUUGAAGGAUUUAGCUGACUCAUUUGCUGGGAGACAGAAAGCAGGAUCAUCUGAAGAGAGGAAAGGAGAGGAGGAGGUGGUGUGUAGCAAACCCUCAGAGGAGUCUAAGACAGUGUCUGGUGUCGUCAGAGAGUCUGUGCUCUGCAGUCUGCACAGUGAGAAGAUGAAGCUGUUCUGUCGGGAGGAUAAAGAACCCGUCUGCUUGGUGUGUCAGACCUCCAGGAAACACAGAUCUCACACCUGUGUCCCAGUAGAUGAAGCUGCCCAGGAUCACAGGGAAGAAAUCCAGACUGCCCUGAAGCCCUUAGAAAAGAAGCUAGAGGACUGUAAUGAAGUUAAACUAACGUGUGAAAAGAUUGCAGAACACAUUGAGACCCAGACACUAAACACAGAGAAGCAGAUAAAGGAGAAGUUCAACAAGCUUCACCAGUUUCUACAUGAAGAAGAACAGGCCAGGACUGCAGCUCUGAGGAGAGAGGGCAAAGAGAAGAGUGAGACAAUGAAAGAAAAGAUUGAGGGAAUAAAUAGAGAGAUGGCCUCACUUUCAGACACAAUUAAAGCCAUAAAGCAGGAGCUAAAUGCAGAUGAUGUGUCAUUCCUGCAGCACUUCAGAAUCACAGAGAAGAAAGCCCAGGUCACACUGCCGGAUCCACAGCUGGUCUCAGGAGCGCUGAUAGACGUGGCCAAACACCUCGGCAACCUGACCUUCAGAGUGUGGGAGAAGAUGAGGGGGGUGGUCAGCUUCACUCCUGUCAUUCUGGACCCCAACACUGCACCUUCCUGUCUCUCUCUAUCUGAGGAUCUGACCACUGUUAGACAGUCAGGCUCAAAGCAGCAGCUCCCUGACAACCCAGAGAGGAACACCAAGUACACCACUGUUCUUGGUUCUGAGGGGUUCAGCUCAGGGAAGCACAGCUGGGAGGUGGAGGUGGGGGACCAUCCUGUCUGGAAUAUAGGUGUGGCCAGAGAGUCAGCAGACAGGAAGGGGGAGCGUUAUGUAUCCCCAGAGGAUGGAGUCUGGUGUAUAGAGCAGAGGAGGGGUGAGUACACUGAUGUCCUGGGUAAGACUCUCCCUCUGAAGAGGAGACUCCAGAGGAUCAGAGUUCAGCUGGACUGGGACAGGGGGGAGGUGUCCUUCUACGACCCUGAAGACAUGACUCACAUCCACACUUAUAAAGACUCCUUCACUGAGAAACUCUACCCAUGCUUUGAUAUUGGAAAAACUGGUGAUGCCAAACACCCUGACCUAAAGAUCUGCCAAUCAGAGGUGUCUGUGUCUGUGAUGUCAUCCAAGUGAGGUGUGAGGUAGUUGUAGUCCCACUCCUCUGAACUGCAGUGGUCAGGUUUCAUGUUGCUGUUCCCUGAGGAAAUGAACCUGGUUGAUGAUGAUGAUGAUGAUGAUGAUGAUGAUGAUGGUAGAACAUGCAGGAGGAAGAUACCCCCUCUCUGCUCUGUUGGUCACUCAUGAAGGAUGUUAAAGUGCAGUUUGAGAAUCUGAUGGUUGAUGACCUGGUGGGUGAUCUGCAUUUGACUCACAGGUCGCUGGUUCACAUGUCACCCUGUACGUUGCUUUAAAUAAAAACAUCUGUUAAAUGAA